AUGCCUACUCCCAUUCCAGGUCCCCCCGGAGUUCCCCUCCUGGGUAAUGUUUUUGACGUCAACCCUAAUGAAACAUGGAAUUCUCUUAACAAACUCGCCAAACAAUUUGGCUCCAUUUUCAAAAUCAAUGCCCUAGGACAUGAAAUCGUCUUCAUCGGUAGUGUCGCUCUAUUGGAAGAGAUUUGCGACCAGACUCGAUUUCGCAAGUGUGUGACAGGCCCUGUUGUCGAGAUCCGAUAUGCAGUCCACGACAGUCUAUUCACCGCAUACGAUGACGAGAAAAGUUGGGGUAUCGCCCAUCGCAUUAUGAUGCCUCACCUCACACAAUCCGCGACCGACAACCUCUUCGCCGACAUGGCCGAGGUCAUCCCGGAUCUCACAAAGAAGUGGAGCGCAGCACCCAAGCAGCGCACUCUGCUCACAAAAGAUCUCGACCGUCUCCUACUGGCCUCGUGUAUGCAAUCGUUCUUCAACCAGCGCGUGCACGUCCUCGAAGGUGAAGAACCCCCCAUGAUUAACGCCAUGGAAGGCGCCACCAUGGAGGCCAUGAAGCGCCCUACCCGUCCUAAGGUGUUAAACUGGCUGUACCAGCGCCGCUUCGAGAAAGACACCAAGACCAUGCGCAACUUCGCCGCCAGCGUGAUCAAGACUAGAAAGGAUAACCCCGAGACGGCCCGCAAGGAUAUCCUCGAUGCCAUGAUCAAUGGCGCAGACCCAGAGAGUGGCGAGAAGCUCACCGAGUCGCAAAUCAUUGAUGAAAUCAUCUCCAUCUUCAUCGGCGCCGCCACCGCUCCAAACCUCGUCUCCUACGCCCUCUACUACCUCAUCGAGAACCCGACCGAAAUCACCAAGGCCCAGGAGGAACUCGACCGCGUCGUCGGCGACGGCAACAUCGACCUCGAACACCUCAAGAGCCUGAACUACAUCGAAGCCAUCCUCCGCGAGUCAAUCCGUCUCUCCGCCACCGCCCCCGGCUUCAACAUCGAGCCCAUCCCCUCCAAUGAUAAGAGCCCCAUUCUCCUCGCCGGAGGCGAAUACCAAAUUGCCCACAAUCAGCCCAUGAUUGCCGUCCUGGCACAGGUCAACCGUGAUCCGGCGGUCUUUGAGGAUCCCGAGGCUUUCAAGCCUGAGCGUGUCCUCGGCGAGAAGUGGGAUCAGCUCCCUGCUGCUGCGAAGAAGGGCUUCGGUAACGGGAAGCGCGAGUGCAUUGGUAAGCUCUGGGCUUGGCGCUGGUCGUUCUUCACCCUUGCUAGUAUUCUCAAGGAUACUAAGUUUGAAUUCGCGGAUCCUAAUUAUAAGCUGGAGUCAAAUGGUGCCUUCAGUAUUAAGCCUCAGCAGUUUUAUGGUCUGGUUGGGCCUCGCAAGUGA
Messenger RNA from Penicillium soppii, 1368 nucleotides. RefSeq lists its product as uncharacterized. Gene Ontology annotation, molecular function: heme binding; oxidoreductase activity, acting on paired donors, with incorporation or reduction of molecular oxygen; monooxygenase activity. The transcript is spliced from 2 exons. The record is from RefSeq and is a predicted model, not a curated record. Bases 1 to 1368 code for a protein of 455 amino acids. NCBI's taxonomy places the organism in Eukaryota, Fungi, Ascomycota, Eurotiomycetes, Eurotiales, Aspergillaceae.